UUUUGAUAGAACAAUGGUGAGCAGGAAGAAGGAAGUACCUUUACAGAUGGUUGUCAAUAAUCAGGAACUUUGGGAAGAAAUGCUGUGUUCCAGAGGGCUGAUAGUGAUAGAUGUUUAUCAGGCCUGGUGUGGUCCAUGUAAACCAGUAGUAAACAUCUUCAGGAAAAUAAGACAUCAACUUGAGGGUGACCUUCUGCAUUUUGCUGUGGCUGAAGCAGAUUCAAUUGAUGCCCUAGAGAAAUAUCGUGGGAAAUGUGAGCCUACAUUUCUGUUUUUUGCUGGAGGAGAAUUAGUAGCAGUUGUAAGAGGAGCAAAUGCACCAUUGCUACAGAAAACCAUUCGGGAGCAGCUAGAAGCGGAAAAGAAGGUUUUGAACCACGGAGUGGAGAGAGUGGUGAUUCAGGAUGAAGCCUUCCUUUGGGAAAAAGAAGAUACUUCUGUUGAAGAAAAGGAAAAAGAGGAAGGGGAAGAAGAGGAUAAAGAAGACAAAGCAGAUUAAGUCACCCAUUUAUCUUCCAGAACUGGCUUUCCAACUGCCAUUUUAAAGAUGAUGAAAAAUGUUAUGUUUUUCUAUUGUAGUAGAGGCAAAAAAGAAGGGUAAAGGUGUUGGCAACUCACUGUCAAAAAGGGGGAAAGUAUGUUUCAGGUAGAGGCAGUCUGUGUCAAAAUUCAUGUUACUACAG
This is a messenger RNA of Heteronotia binoei (common prickly gecko), 683 nucleotides long. RefSeq names its product NME/NM23 family member 9 (gene NME9). The record is from RefSeq and is a predicted model, not a curated record. NCBI's taxonomy places the organism in Eukaryota, Metazoa, Chordata, Lepidosauria, Squamata, Gekkonidae. The transcript is spliced from 7 exons. The coding region runs from base 14 to 499 and encodes 161 amino acids.